This is a messenger RNA of Plasmodium malariae, 1554 nucleotides long. Its product is annotated as PIR protein. NCBI's taxonomy places the organism in Eukaryota, Apicomplexa, Aconoidasida, Haemosporida, Plasmodiidae. The record is from RefSeq and is a predicted model, not a curated record. The coding region runs from base 1 to 1554 and encodes 517 amino acids. The transcript is spliced from 3 exons.
AUGGAAGCUGUCAAUUAUGAAAAAAUUUUUAAGGAUUCAAAACCGUAUAAUAUAUAUAAAGAAUUGGAAGAUAAAGUUAAAGGUGUGACAGAUGGUCAAUAUUGUAGUGAAUUUGAAGGGAUAAAAUCCAGUCAAAAAAAUAAUUAUAUUACACUUUGUAAAAAAGUAUCUAAACUUUUAAAAUAUGUGUUUGAUCAGGGUAAUUCAGGGAAACGUAAAGAAUAUUGUUCACAUUAUAUAUACUGGGUAUAUCAUGAAAUAUGGAAAUUGUUUAAAAGCGAUCAAAAAGCGAGUGAUAUGGGCAUUAUUGACAAAUUUAAUAAAUUACAGAGUACUCUUUUCUAUAACUACAAUAAACACGAUUGUUCGUAUGGAUAUAUUCUCAAGAGCUACGAGGAAAUAGAUUAUAAAAUCGAAAAGAAAUAUUUGUAUGAUUAUUUUAAAAACUAUAACACUAUUAAAAGUAGUAAACAAUGUAGUAAUGUCGGAGGUAGUGAAUAUAGAGCAUACCUUGAAGCUAUCAAAAAACUGUAUCAUGUAGAGUAUAAUUUUUGUUGUUGGACAGGUUUAACACAAUGUCCAGAUUAUAUUUUGAAUUGUGAUAAUAAGUUUGAUCCAAGUAAAUUAUUAUCCGCGUUAGGACCUAAAGGUAGCGAAAGAUGUGAGGGUCUAAAAAGUAUUAAAGCUAUAUUCAAAGAUGAAAAAUCAGAUUCUGAGGAGUUCGAGAAAGAAUUUAUGAGCGCAAUUAAUUAUGGUGCAUGCUAUAGUCCGAAAAAAGGCACAUUAGAAGUAGGAGUUGAUAAAAAACCAGUUUGUAUUUUAUACUCAAAAUUUGUUUCUUUACCCGGUAAUGAGCCUAUAUCUAGAAGCAAUGCAAAGGAAGCGACUGUUAGUAGGCCCUCUGCAGAUAAUGCAAAUUCAAUAUCGAGUGCAGAUCCAGGAAAAGAUGUUCAAGGUGAUGGAAAAGGAAACGGAGGAGAACCUAGUGCUACCGAUGUAAAAAAAGAAAUACCAUCUAGUAAACUCACACGUAACUCAUAUAAGUGGAGCUUUAAACAAGGAGGAAAACUAGAUUGUCAAAGUAGAAAUAAAAAUGAAGAUAGCAUGCGACUUUGCGGUUAUAUGGAUGAAUUGGUUGAAGGAAAUUUUGCUACACAAAUAGAAGGUACUGGGGCAUACAAAGUGCAGGCUGGAAGGUCAUGGACAGAAGAUGAUUUAAAACCAGCACGAGAAAGAGUGUGGAAAAGGAGAUCAGCUAAUAAAUCAAAUAUAUUAAACAACAUUUUUUUCCGUAUUUCUACGGCAGUUACUCUAGUAAUGGGAAUCAUUUUUAUAUUUUACCUUUUUUUUAAAUUUACUCCCUUCGGAUCACGUUUACGUAGACAUAGAAAAAGACAACAAAGGUAUAGGCUUGAUUUCACCGAUUCAAGUACACACAAACGACCAAGGCGCUUCUUAAAACGUACUUAUAGACAUUCUGACAGGAGGAGAUUUAACGUAGUAAAUAUAGAAGAUGAGCUUCAUUCAUCAAAUGAUUUACGGAAUAUCAACUGA